Molecule: messenger RNA, 771 nt
Organism: Hydatigera taeniaeformis
Lineage: Eukaryota; Metazoa; Platyhelminthes; Cestoda; Cyclophyllidea; Taeniidae
Source: the annotation of a GenBank genome assembly
AUGGCACCUCCAAACGGACGUGUCUGCACUACUGACGUCAACUGGAUGCGAGCAGUAGAUGACCUACAUCCUCACAGCGAUGCUGUAAGGAGUGAGACUAAGCAGGAGGAUAUGUUGAAUCGCCCUUCAGACUUCGCUGUGAACCAAUUGAAGAAGUUUGGAUGGUCUGAAGGUGAUGGUCUAGGAAAGAAUAAAAACGGUAUUUCCGAGCCAAUCAAGGCAUCAAUGAAGUUCAGUCGAAGAGGUCUCGGAGCCACCUAUCAGACCGCAGAGAUCGACGGGCUUCUUUGGUCAAGUGUGUAUGAAAAGGCCCUAUCUCCUGUCGUCGUUUCCAACACUUUCAUCUGGCCGAAAGUCGAGUUUGUUUCAGCUGCGGCGUUCCAAGUUGAUGAAUCUCCAAACUGUCGUAAGAGGGAGUUGGUAACUAUCAAACCCAAGCCUCAGAGAACUCACGGCAAGUCAAAAGACGUUUCCAUGUCGCAAGAAAGGAGGAAACGAAAACGGCGCGAAUGUGGUGGUGUGAGUGUUAAAGACAUCGGCGACUGUGUGGAAAUGGGUGAGGAAAAGGAUAGGGGAACACAGGCCGUGAAAAAGAUGAAAUGUCCUAGGGAGGCAACAGGUGCAAAAGAGGGGGUAAACAUGAGGUCGUUCCUAAACUCUCUUUCUGGUACGUGUUUACUGGAACUUGGUAAUGGACGGACAGGACAUCCGGCUGCUCGCUUUGGGAUUCGGUGUGGUGGCAAAUUAGCAAGAGCUGCGAAGUAUCUUUAG